AUCAGAGGUCUUGAGCAUUUUCUAAUAGAUUUAGUCAAAGUGUCUCACAGUUUGAUGGCAAUCUUACACCUAAAUAAUAACUAGCUCUAAGUUAAGAUGCACGAUUGGAUCGGUCCGUAUUAUUCGCCUCUCGUUAAUGGCUCACUUACGGAUAAGGUCACGCCCGAUAUGGCACACCUUAUUCAUCCCUAUUGGAAUCGAUUUCCAGCCAUCGAACCCAAGAUGACGAAACUUCUUGGCAUUUUCUUAGGAUCAGCGGCCAUAAUAUCGUUUUGCGGAAACGGAUUGGUCGUCUGGAUAUUUUCGACUACAAAAACUCUUCGAACGCCAGCCAACCUACUAGUCCUGAAUUUGGCUUUUUCGGACUUUUCGAUGAUGGCCACAAACUGUCCAAUGAUGACGAUAAAUUUGUUUUUCGAAACCUGGAUUCUUGGUCCAUUUAUGUGUGAUAUAUACGGAAUGUUGGGCUCCAUUUUUGGUUGUGCGUCGAUUUGGUCUAUGUGCAUGAUAGCACUGGACAGGUAUGAAGUGAUAGUGAAAGGUGUAACCGGGCGUCGAAUGACUAUUAAAUUAGCAGUCAUUAAAAUAGUUGGUAUUUGGGUGUUCUCACUCUUUUGGACAUUGGCACCAAUGAUGGGUUGGAGCAGAUAUGUUCCCGAGGGUAAUUUGACAUCAUGCGGAUUGGAUUAUCUCGAACAGGAUUGGAAUCCAAAGAGUUAUUUGAUAUUUUAUACGAUGUUCGUAUAUUUGAUGCCUCUAUUUUUGAUAUGCAGGUCUUAUUGGUACAUAAUUGCGGCUGUUGCAGCCCAUGAAAAAGCUAUGAGAGAACAAGCAAAGAAGAUGAAUGUCAAGUCAUUGCGUUCUUCUGAAGACACGGAAAAAAGUGCCGAGGGUAAACUUGCUAAGGUAGCUUUAGUCACAAUUUCCUUAUGGUUUAUGGCGUGGACCCCAUAUGGAAUUCUCAAUUUUUUGGGCUUUUUCGAAUCGGACCUUUUAACGCCAUUGCUAACAAUUUGGGGUGCAGUUUUUGCAAAAGCAUGUUCAGCAUAUAAUCCAAUUGUUUAUGGAAUAAGCCAUCCGAAGUAUCGUGUAGCUCUAAAGGAAAAAUGCCCUUGCUGCAUUUGCGGAGAGACUGAAGACCCAAAAAAGAGCGAAGUAGCAUCACAGCCAUCAACAAAUGGAGAAACAACAGCAUAAUCUUACAUUUAGCUCAAUUAAUGUUUUAAAACAAUUUUCUUAUGAAACAACAUUCUUACUUUAAAUAAAUUUAAGCAUUGACAUCAA
Messenger RNA from Eupeodes corollae, 1284 nucleotides. RefSeq names its product opsin Rh1-like. The transcript has 6 exons. Gene Ontology annotation, molecular function: G protein-coupled receptor activity. Gene Ontology annotation, cellular component: membrane. Gene Ontology annotation, biological process: visual perception; phototransduction; G protein-coupled receptor signaling pathway. NCBI's taxonomy places the organism in Eukaryota, Metazoa, Arthropoda, Insecta, Diptera, Syrphidae. The record is from RefSeq and is a predicted model, not a curated record. Bases 97 to 1197 code for a protein of 366 amino acids.